Molecule: messenger RNA, 969 nt
Organism: Trichoderma atroviride IMI 206040
Lineage: Eukaryota; Fungi; Ascomycota; Sordariomycetes; Hypocreales; Hypocreaceae
Cellular component (GO): cytosol
Molecular function (GO): oxidoreductase activity
Source: RefSeq, a predicted model, not a curated record
AUGAGUCUCCCAUCCCUGAAGCAGUACCACCGAAAGCCCUAUGCGGCCAUCUCUCCCUCACGCCCAGAACUCAGCCAAGCAGGCAAGACAGUUGUCGUUACCGGAGGCAACAGUGGAAUUGGAUAUGCCGUCGCCCGCAGCUUCAUCAAAGCUUCCGCCAAACAUGUCAUCAUCUUGGGUCGCCGUCAAGAAGUUGUAAAGUCUGCCGCCGAGAAGCUCUCCAAAGAAGCAGACGGCUUUGGAUCAUCUGCUGUGAUUGAGGGCAAAGUCUGUGACGUUGCAAGUCUCGAAUCUACUGCAGCAUUCUGGCAAGAUCUCCAACGCAAUGGGGUUUAUGUCGAUGUUUUGGUCCUCAAUGCGGCGUCGCAUACCGAAAAAGCUCCCAUUCUCGAGAAUGGCCUUGGAAACGUCUGGCGGGAUUUUGAGGCCAAUGUACGCUCCACGUUGGAUUUUACCGAGCGAUUCUAUAAGCAGACGAGCAAACAAGGCUCCCGCAAGUUCUUGGUAUACCUCUCGACUAUUGCCGGAUAUAUGUGGCAGUCAAUGGCCCCAGAGCGCCCAAGUUACGGCCUGACCAAGAAUGCCGCUACGCUCUUGGUUCAGCAGAUUGCCAAAGAUACCAAAGUCAACGACAUGCAGAUCAUAUGCUUCCACCCAGGUGGCGUUCUCACCGACAUGGCUCGCAAGUCUGGUGCAAGCGAGGACUUGGGAAUCCCUUUUGACGAUGAAAACCUUCCAGGCCAAUUUUCGGUCUGGGCGGCUAGCCAAGAGGCUGAACAUCUGCAUGGCCGGUUUGUCUGGGCUAACUGGGAUGUUGACGAAGUGAAGACUGUUCUGAGCAAGCAAAUUUCGGAAGAGCCUAAUUUCCUAAAGAUCGGAGUCGAAGGGCUAUCUGAAAAGGAUCCUAACCCCAUGAUUCCUCCUGAGCUGCUCCAGAAGAUCAUGGCACUUCGGCAGCAGGCAAAUUAG